AUGAAAAUCAAGUUUUUGCCUUUGUUCGUGAUCAACUCUAGAUACGAACUAGUAUGUGGUCCAUUAAGUUUGUAUCGAAAGGAGGGAAAGGCGUUGGCUCAAGCUCUUCCGAUAUAUUUUAUGUCGUGUUUCCUACUUUCCAAAGCUAUCCUCUCCAAGUUAAGUAAUGCUUUUGCUAAUUUUUGGUGGAAAACCAGAGCAGAGAGCAAUGGCAUUCAUUGGAUAGCUCGGGAUAAAUUGUGUACCCAAUUUUUGGAAAGAGGACUUGGAUUCCAGACCUUGGAGGAAUUUAAUGAAUCUCUUUUAGCUAAACAAUUAUGGAGGCUUCUUCGCUUCUCAAACACUCUUUUGAGGAGGGUUUUGAGGGGUAGAUAUUAUUGGUAUAGUGACCCUCUGCAAAUAGUUAAAGCUAAUCGUCCCUCCUAUGGAUGGAGGAGUAUUUUUGCUGUGAAACCUCUGAUUGUCUCAGAUCUUCGCAGAACUAUUGGUUCGGGAAUGCUUACUCGAGUUUGGGUUGACCCGUGGAUCCCCAUAAUUCCACCUCGACCUGCUAAAACUGUUCUCGCUUUUCAGGAUCUGCAUCUGUAUGCUAAUGAUUUAUUGGAUAGGGAUAACCAUCAAUGGAAUCUCGACCACUUAAAUGCGUUGGUGGAUCCAAUGGAUAUUCCUCUUAUUCUUGGUAUUCGUCCUAGUCGGACUUCCCUGAGUGACGAGUAUAGUUGGGUGCAUACAAAAUCUGGAAACUAUAUUGUGAAAUCAGGAUACUGGGCCGCGAGGAACCUUUCUCGCCCUUCUUAUGACCGCCCUUUUCAGGGACCGGAUGUUUCGGUACUUGGGGCACAAGUAUGGAAAACUAAAACCACUAGAAAGCUAAAGAAUUUUAUGUGGCAAUGUCUCUCGGGUUACGUAGCAACAUGUCAAAGAAUUUUUGAUCGGCAUAUUGGUAACGAGAGAGGAUGCUUCAGGUGUGGCUUUAGAAAGGAGACGAUUAAUCAUCUCCUUUUUGAGUGCCCUCCUGCUAGGAAAAUUUGGGCUCUCUCCUCUAUUCCAACUUCAGGGACGGUUUUUCUCAAACAUAAACCGAUUACGGGCUUUCUCAAACAGACCCCGGAUAAGACCCUCCUGUUAGCUACACACGAAGCUCAAGUGUGGAGGCAAGCUAUGGAAACAGACGUCGCCUUAGACCCCCCGUCCAUUAAACUGGAAAUUUCCAGAUCCCCAUGUAUUCCACCCUUGGAAUGUCAAUGCGACGCUUCUUGGCUUGAUUCUGAUCCUUUCAGUGGCAUGGGGUGGAUCUUGCUGGAAGCUCGAGGAAAUUCCUUGAGAGGUCACUCUCGGAUUGGCCUCAAAAGCGUCAGAAGGAGUUUGUCGCCCCUCCAUGCCGAGUUCGAUGGCCUUCUUUGGGCUAUGGAGUGUAUGAUAGAGAUUGGUCAGAGUGAUGUCUACUUUGCCACAAAUUGUUCGGAUAUUCUCGCUAUUUUGUAG
Capsella rubella is the source of this 1485-nucleotide messenger RNA. RefSeq lists its product as uncharacterized. Bases 1 to 1485 code for a protein of 494 amino acids. The transcript has a single exon. Gene Ontology annotation, molecular function: nucleic acid binding; RNA-DNA hybrid ribonuclease activity. The record is from RefSeq and is a predicted model, not a curated record. Lineage: Eukaryota; Viridiplantae; Streptophyta; Magnoliopsida; Brassicales; Brassicaceae.